UCUUUGUAGCAUCGGGUGCAGGCUGCUAACCCCACUGCAAGGGUGAUCGUGAAAUCCAAGAUAUUCGUGCUGCAGCACUCCGAUCAGUGUAGAAAAGUGUUUAUUUGAGCCUGAUCUUUGGCACAAAUAAACACUUUUCAACACUUGAGUGCUGCAGCGUGAAUUUCUCGUACCGCAUUGAUUUGUGGGCAUUAUGAGUUAUGCCGGCCAUCACUAGAAAUUCUCUAGGCAGGGCAUUAUGUCCUAUGACUAUUCUACCAAGGAGAUGCCAUAUGUCUCAUUACUGACCCCUGCUGGACACUCCACCUCUCACUGUUUUUGCCCUCCCUUCCAGGCAGCGUUUGAGAAGGCAGCAGAGGAGGUGAAGCAGCUAAAAUCUACACCCGCAGAUGAGGAAAUGCUGGAGACUUAUGCCCUGUACAAGCAGGCCACUGUCGGGGAUGUAAAUACAGACCGUCCUGGAAUGCUGGACUUCAAAGGCAAAGCCAAGUGGGAUGCCUGGAACAAGAAAAAAGGAACCAGCAAGGAGGAUGCCAUGGCCCAGUAUGUGGAGUUCGUUGAAAAGCUAAAGGGCAAAUAUGGAUGCUAACCGAGGUAUCGCCUGUCUCCUACCAGUGUGUUUCCCGGACUGCAUGUUGCCCUUUGUGUGCUGCAGGGGGCGCUGAAUAACAGUUCUUUUUGUACAUUUCAUACAUUAGCUGUACAGUAACAAUAAAACCUCUCUGUUCCUUUG
This is a messenger RNA of Xenopus laevis (African clawed frog), 733 nucleotides long. It is a transcript of the gene dbi.L, whose product is annotated as diazepam binding inhibitor (GABA receptor modulator, acyl-CoA binding protein) L homeolog. Gene Ontology annotation, biological process: fatty acid metabolic process. The transcript is spliced from 3 exons. Gene Ontology annotation, molecular function: fatty-acyl-CoA binding. The coding region runs from base 239 to 589 and encodes 116 amino acids. The record is from RefSeq and is marked provisional. Gene Ontology annotation, cellular component: endoplasmic reticulum; peroxisomal membrane; Golgi apparatus. Lineage: Eukaryota; Metazoa; Chordata; Amphibia; Anura; Pipidae.